GAAGUUCGUGCCAUAGUAACACACUCCCAGCUCUAGUGCGUACUCCUCCUCUGAUGAUGCAGUCCACCCUGGACAUGAAGCCGUUUAUCUUUCCUGUGGACGGAUCAUCGCCUGUGGGUUUCUUCGCCAAUUUCAGCACGAUGGAUCCCGUCCAGAAAGCCGUAAUCAACCACACGUUUGGGGUCUCCAUCCCUCCGAAGAAGAAGCAAGUGAUCUCGUGCAACAUCUGCCAGCUCCGCUUUAACUCAGACACCCAAGCCGAGGCACACUACAGAGGGAGUAAACAUGCCAAGAAGCUUAAAGCACAAGAGUCCACGAAAACUAAGCAGAAAGGCGGCGCUGGCUCAGACAACGGCACCAAGCUAGUCAGCACCGGUCCUUCCAAUGCCCCUGCUCCUGUUCCUGUUCCUGCUCCUGUUCCUGCUCCUGUUCCUGCUCCUGCUCCUGCUCCUGCUCCUGCUCCUGUUCCUGCCCCUGCUCCUGCCCCUGACUGUUCUGCGAUGCUCACUGACAGUUCUUCUGACCAAUCAGGUGAGAAAAGUGCAGAACCGCCCAGCGCUACAAAAGCCCCCGUCUCUCCACAGUUCCUGGUGCCUGUCUCUCCAUUAGCAUCGGGCCCCAGUAAGCCGAGUCCAGCACCCUCGAGCAUGCCGGUGGAGCACAAGACCAGUCCCAAAGCGAACCAGGCCGAACUGAGCGCAGAAUCAGAGGAGGAGAAAGCCAAGAAACUGCUCUACUGCUCUCUGUGUAAAGUGGCUGUCAACUCCCUGUCGCAGCUAGAAGCUCACAACACAGGCUCGAAGCACAAAACCAUGCUGGAGGCGAGAAACGGAGCUGGCCCUAUUAAAGCCUACCCUAGACCCGGCUCCAAACUCAAAAUGCAGGCCAACGUUCUGAAGGGUUCAGGAUUACAGAACAAAACGUUCCACUGUGAGAUCUGCGACGUCCACGUUAACUCGGAGAUUCAGCUCAAACAGCAUAUCUCCAGCAGAAGGCACAAAGACCGGGUGGCAGGAAAACCUCUGAAGCCCAAAUACAGCCCUUACAACAAGCAGCAGCGCAGCUCCAACUCCUUGGCAGCUAAGCUCGCUCUCCAGAAGGACCUUGUGAAACCUAUCUCUCCUGCCUUCAUCUCCACUCCGUUCUCCUCCACUACGAUUCCUUCCAUCUCGCUCCAUCCACGUCCCAACACCUCCAUCUUUCAGACACCGGCGCUGCCAGCCUCCUUCUUGCGAGGUGCUCCGGGGCCCAUCCGGCCCUCCAGCAGCUCCAUCCUGUUUACCCCGUACUGAGUAUUGAUGAGGACGUGAGGCUGAUCCUCUGAUCUCUGGGUUCUCAGGCAAAGAAUAUUCAUAGAGAUGUCACAGCCUGAGAGAAGUAGUUGUUUUACAAAAAAAAAUAAAAAAUCCAGAACUUAUUGAUGGUCCAAAAUCCUCAUGUGCUACUUGAGGAAGAGUGUUUGAAUUCCUGUAGAGGGAAAAAGAAAAUCCUCUUCCUCUUUACGGUCCAAGUUCUCAUGAGGUGCUCGAGGCGUGUUUGGAUUCCUGCGAAAGGAACAACGAAAAAAGAAUACCUGCUUCCUGAACGACUUGAAUGAUCGUGGUCUUCCUCUUCGAUGGAACAAACUCUUCUGGAUAUAUAUAUACAUAUAUACAGGGGGAAAAAAAGUUUAACAAUCGCGAACCUGUAGCAAUCAGAUGCUACGUGUUGCGUUCAGUGGCUCGGUGUGGUCAGGGAAUGUGUGCCGUCUUGUAUCGUGUAGUCGAUGAUGCUUCAUCACCUGUGCUGGACUUUUCCAUGUUUUGUUUUGUUUUUUUGAUGUUAUGUAGUUUCUUUAUCGAGCCUCUGAAGGAAAUUUCAUCGUUGACUUGUUGGGUUGCAGUCUUUACACUUCACUCUUUUGCUCUAGAAAUCUCAUUUUCAUUUGAAUAAAACACUGAGCGCAAGGCUAAUUCUUUAAUUACAGAAUCCUCCAGAUCACAGAAACACACUUAUGACACACACUUAUCACUGAUUUCCACAUUUCCUUUAUUUCUAUUCGUAAAAUGGAUUUUUGAUUGUUAGUAUCAGACUUGUUUUAAUUAUUUAGGCUUCCUUUCUUUGAAAGAAAUACAGGAUUUUUAUCUCUUAUUUUCUUACACACACACACACACACACACACACACACACACACACACACACACACACACACACACACACACACACAAACGAAUCUGUAACACCAGAGCGGAUGCUGAGUGUCAUUUUUCAUUUAUUAAAAAUAUCACAGGAAAUAAACUGACCAAUCAUG
Molecule: messenger RNA, 2290 nt
Organism: Silurus meridionalis
Lineage: Eukaryota; Metazoa; Chordata; Actinopteri; Siluriformes; Siluridae
Gene: znf385b
Product: zinc finger protein 385B
Cellular component (GO): nucleus
Molecular function (GO): zinc ion binding; nucleic acid binding
Source: RefSeq, a predicted model, not a curated record